UGGCAGCCGGGAGCGGGCCGGGGGCACGGGUUCCUGGGGCUGCUGUUCCCGGGUGCUAGGGCGCAGGGCCGAGGGAGGGCAGGGCACUCCGAGAGCCGAAGGUCUUCCGGAAGCGCCGCGUGCGCACGACGGACGGGAGUUGUGGCCUCGGGCCCGCCGCGCGCCUGACCCAGCCUCUCCGGGGGGCCCUCCCGGGGCGCGCUGCCCGGGGUUUCCAUAGUGAUGGUAAACAAGCCUUAACUGCCUCAGCUACAACUGCCAAGUCCCCCGCGUUCCACCCUCCUCUAGGUGCUCAGAGGGACGACCGAGGUGCCGGAUGUGAAGAAAAGCGGGGGCGUGGAGACUUGGACCCCGAGGACAGUUCGUUACCUGCCUGGAGUGUCUUCGACUGUGGGCAUCCCCCGCUGUUCUUUAAGCCACAAAAAGCCGCAUCCAAGUUUGUUUGACGUCUGCUCUGUCAAGUGUCCAUGAUGUUGGGCCCCGAGGGAGGUGAAGGCUUUGUAGUCAAGCUCCGUGGCCUGCCCUGGUCCUGCUCUGUUGAGGAUGUGCAGAAUUUCCUCUCCGACUGCACAAUUCAUGAUGGGGUCGCAGGCGUUCAUUUUAUCUACACUAGAGAAGGCAGGCAGAGUGGUGAGGCUUUUGUUGAACUUGAAUCAGAAGAUGAUGUAAAGAUGGCCCUUAAAAAAGACAGGGAAAGCAUGGGACAUCGGUACAUUGAGGUGUUCAAGUCCCACAGAACCGAGAUGGAUUGGGUGUUGAAGCAUAGUGGUCCAAACAGUGCUGAUACCGCCAAUGAUGGUUUCGUGCGACUUCGAGGACUCCCGUUUGGAUGCACCAAGGAAGAAAUCAUUCAGUUCUUCUCAGGGUUGGAAAUCGUGCCAAACGGGAUCACAUUGCCUGUGGACCCCGAGGGCAAGAUUACAGGGGAAGCCUUUGUGCAGUUUGCCUCACAGGAGUUAGCUGAGAAGGCUCUAGGGAAGCACAAGGAGAGAAUAGGGCACAGGUAUAUUGAGGUGUUCAAGAGCAGUCAGGAAGAGGUUAGGUCAUACUCGGAUCCCCCUCUGAAGUUCAUGUCAGUGCAGCGGCCGGGGCCCUAUGACCGGCCUGGCACAGCCAGGAGGUAUAUCGGCAUUGUCAAGCAAGCAGGCCUGGAGAGGAUGAGGUCUGGUGCCUACAGUGCAGGCUAUGGGGGCUAUGAGGAGUACAGUGGCCUCAGCGAUGGCUACGGCUUCACCACCGACAUGUUUGGAAGAGACCUCAGUUACUGUCUCUCUGGGAUGUAUGACCAAAGGUAUGGAGAUGGCGAGUUCACUGUCCAGAGCACCACUGGACACUGCGUCCACAUGAGGGGGCUGCCCUACAAAGCCACGGAGAACGACAUUUACAACUUCUUCUCUCCACUCAACCCAGUGAGAGUCCAUAUUGAGAUUGGCCCUGAUGGAAGAGUGACCGGCGAAGCUGAUGUCGAAUUUGCCACUCACGAAGAAGCUGUGGCGGCCAUGUCCAAAGACAGGGCCAACAUGCAGCACAGAUACAUAGAACUUUUCUUGAAUUCCACGACAGGGUCCAGCAACGGGGCAUAUAGCAGCCAGAUGAUUCAAGGCAUAGGGGUGUCAACCCAGUCCACUUACAGUGGCCUUGAGAGCCAGUCCGUGAGUGGCUGUUACGGGGCGGCUGGCUAUGGUGGCCAGAACAGCAUGAGUGGAUAUGACUAGUUUUGUAGUAGCUUUUGAGUUAUUUUCAAUCAAAUUUUCACAGGCAGCCAACAAGCAGUGAAAAGCAGUUAUUACUCUAGAGGAAGCUGUGGGACCCAUUUUGCACCAUGAGUUUGUAAAAUCUGGAUUAAAAAAUUACCUCUUCA
Mesoplodon densirostris (Blainville's beaked whale) is the source of this 1861-nucleotide messenger RNA. RefSeq names its product heterogeneous nuclear ribonucleoprotein F (gene HNRNPF). Gene Ontology annotation, cellular component: ribonucleoprotein complex; nucleoplasm. Gene Ontology annotation, biological process: regulation of RNA splicing. The record is from RefSeq and is a predicted model, not a curated record. Gene Ontology annotation, molecular function: RNA binding. Lineage: Eukaryota; Metazoa; Chordata; Mammalia; Artiodactyla; Ziphiidae. The transcript is spliced from 3 exons. The coding region runs from base 468 to 1715 and encodes 415 amino acids.